Molecule: messenger RNA, 2038 nt
Organism: Olea europaea var. sylvestris
Lineage: Eukaryota; Viridiplantae; Streptophyta; Magnoliopsida; Lamiales; Oleaceae
Product: hexokinase-1-like
Exons: 9
Coding region: 288-1784 (498 amino acids)
Biological process (GO): intracellular glucose homeostasis; glucose 6-phosphate metabolic process; glycolytic process
Cellular component (GO): mitochondrion; cytosol
Molecular function (GO): fructokinase activity; mannokinase activity; ATP binding
Source: RefSeq, a predicted model, not a curated record
AGCUUUCACCAUUUUCGUUGCUGUUUUCCAUUUGCAUCUUCUAAUUACUUUUACACUCCUUGUUCUAUAGAAUAAUGGUUCUGAACCAUUACCAUUACAUAACACUCACGUGGGAGGUGGGUGAGAUUGGUAUUUUUUUCUAAUUUUCUACUCACAUGGGGUGGAAUGGUUACUUCUAACUCAAAAAUCAAAUCAAAGCUUCAAUCUUUGACAUAAAUAAACAUACAGAGUGAAUUGUUUUUGUGGGGUAAGUGAAUAGUGGGUUUUGAGUUGUUCAUCGUACUGAGAUGGGGAAGGUGGCGGCGGCGGCAGCGGUGGUGUGUACGGCAGCGGUAUGUGCCGCAGCUGUGCUGGUGACGAGACACCGGAUGAAGAGCUCCGGGAAAUGGACCAAGGCGAAGGCCAUUUUGAGAGAGCUGGAAGAGAAGUGUGGCACCCCAACUGGUAUGCUCCUGCAGGUGGCUGACGCCAUGACGGUUGAGAUGCACGCCGGCCUCGCCUCCGAAGGCGGCAGCAAACUAAAGAUGCUCAUCAGCUAUAUAUAUAAUUUCUGCUUCAGCGAUGAAAAAGGAGUAUUUUAUGCAUUGGACCUAGGUGGCACAAACUUCCGAGUCCUGCGUGUGCAGCUUGGUGGAAAAGAAAACCGUGUGGUCAAAAAAGAACCUGAAGUACUUUCAAUUCCUCCACAUUUGAUGGUUGGAUCAUCUCUUGAAUUGUUUGAUUUUAUUGCUGCGGCACUUGCAAACUUUGUUGCAACAGAAGGUGAAGACUUUGUUCAUCCACCUGGCAGGCAAAGGGAGCUGGGUUUCACCUUUUCCUUCCCAGUUAAGCAAUUAUCAUUGGCUUCUGGGACUCUUACAAAGUGGACUAAAGGCUUCCUCAUAGAAGACGCAAUAGGACAAGAUAUUGUCGGAGAGUUGACUAAAGCAAUGGAAAGAGUUGGCCUUGAUAUGCAUGUGACUGCUUUGGUCAAUGAUACAGUUGGAACAUUAGCCGGAGGACAAUACAACCACCCUGAUGUGAUUGCUGCGGUGAUAUUGGGUACUGGAACUAAUGCCGCAUAUGUAGAAUGGGCAAAUGCUAUUCCAAAGUGGCAAGGUCCGCUUCCUAAAUCUGGGGAAAUGGUUAUAAACAUGGAAUGGGGUAACUUCCGAUCAUCACAUCUUCCGUUAACAGAGUAUGAUCGAAGUCUUGAUGCUGAAAGUUUAAACCCUGGCGAGCAGAUUUUUGAGAAGAUAAUUUCUGGCAUGUAUUUGGGAGAAAUUGUACGCCGAGUCUUUUGCAGGUUGGCAGAAGAAGCAUCCUUUUUUGGUGAUGAUAUCCCGAUAAAACUGAGAAUUCCAUUCAUAAUAAGGAUCCCUGUCAUGGCUGCAAUGCAUCACGACGAUACUGCUGAUCUCAAAUUGGUUGGGAGCAAACUAAAGGAUAUCUUGGAGAUACCUAAUUCUUCCUUAAAAAUGAGGAAAAUGAUUGUGGAAGUAUGUGAAAUUGUUGCCACUCGUGGGGCCCGUCUUUCGGCUGCUGGAAUCUUUGGAAUUCUCAAAAAACUGGGAAGAGAUACUGUAAAAAAGGGUGAGAAGCAGAGGUCAGUGAUUGCGUUGGAUGGCGGACUGUUUGAGCAGUAUUCUGAAUUCAGGAAUUGUCUGAAGAAUACACUUAAAGAGCUCCUGGGGGAGGAGGUUUCAGAGAGCGUUAACAUUGAGCUUUCCAAAGACAGCUCUGGCAUUGGAGCUGCACUCAUCGCAGCCUCUCAUUCCCAGUACCUUGAAACCGAGGAGUCCUGAUGCCGGUCAGAGUAAGGUGUGACCAUCUUAUGCGAGAAACUUCACAGUUUUAAGUGUUAUAUGCUAUACUCCCCCCAUCUUUGCUUCAUAGAAAUGAUUAGUCUUUUAUCCUCCUAGUUCAGGACAUCAUUCCCACAAUCCCACAUAUAUUUGAUUUAUGCUCUUCUGGUAUUGAAGAAGUCUUUGGACACUAGUGUGAGAUCAUUUUGUGAUAAAAUAGAGAAUAAAGUUGGGGAUUCAGAUUAUUUGCCUCU